CUUUUCACGAAGAUGGCGCCGAAAGCAAAGAAGGAAGCCCCUGCCCCUCCCAAAGCCGAGGCCAAGGCAAAAGCUUUGAAGGCCAAGAAAGCAGUGCUGAAAGGCGUCCACAGCCAUAAGAAAAAGAAGAUCCGCACUUCACCCACUUUUCGGAGGCCCAAGACAUUGCGACUCCGAAGGCAACCCAAAUAUCCGCGGAAGAGCGCUCCCAGGAGAAACAAGCUUGACCACUAUGCCAUCAUCAAGUUCCCUCUUACCACUGAGUCAGCCAUGAAGAAAAUAGAAGACAACAACACACUUGUGUUCAUUGUGGAUGUCAAGGCCAACAAGCACCAGAUCAAACAGGCUGUGAAGAAGCUCUAUGACAUUGAUGUGGCAAAGGUCAAUACCCUGAUCAGACCUGAUGGAGAAAAGAAGGCCUAUGUUCGACUGGCUCCUGACUAUGAUGCUUUGGAUGUUGCCAACAAAAUUGGGAUCAUCUAAACUGACUCCGGCUGGCUAAUUCUAAAUACAAUUUUUCA
Talpa occidentalis (Iberian mole) is the source of this 521-nucleotide messenger RNA. Its product is annotated as 60S ribosomal protein L23a. Lineage: Eukaryota; Metazoa; Chordata; Mammalia; Eulipotyphla; Talpidae. Gene Ontology annotation, cellular component: ribosome; cytosolic large ribosomal subunit. Gene Ontology annotation, biological process: translation; ribosomal large subunit assembly. Gene Ontology annotation, molecular function: rRNA binding; structural constituent of ribosome. The transcript has a single exon. Bases 13 to 483 code for a protein of 156 amino acids. The record is from RefSeq and is a predicted model, not a curated record.